Molecule: messenger RNA, 414 nt
Organism: Meloidogyne enterolobii
Lineage: Eukaryota; Metazoa; Nematoda; Chromadorea; Rhabditida; Meloidogynidae
Source: the annotation of a GenBank genome assembly
AUGGCCGAUAAAUUUGUUGGAAAGUGGAAGCUUUGUGAUUCUACCAACUUUGACGAAUAUUUGAAGCAAGUUGGAGUUGGCUUUGUGACCCGUACUGCUGCUAAGGCUAUCAAACCGGAAUUGGAAUUUGUGGUUGAUGGAGACAAGUGGAAGAUGACGUCAACUUCAACUUUUACCACGUGGGUGUGUGAAUUUUUGUUGGGUGAAGAAAAGGAGCAGGCAACUGCUGAUGGGCGUAAAUUGAAGGUUUUUUUUGAAUUUUUUAUUUGAAAUAAUUUUUUAAAUUUUCUCUGGACGUUGGGUAGGCUGGGGGUUAAUUCUGGGCUGUAGAAGUAUUUUUGGUACUUAUGAAGAUGGAGGUGCCCUUUCUGCGACUUUUUUGCGGACUUUUCUUCCUUUCUUUUUAAAUGUUUU